Messenger RNA from Cheilinus undulatus (humphead wrasse), 1776 nucleotides. RefSeq lists its product as uncharacterized. Lineage: Eukaryota; Metazoa; Chordata; Actinopteri; Labriformes; Labridae. The transcript has 6 exons. Gene Ontology annotation, biological process: response to bacterium. The record is from RefSeq and is a predicted model, not a curated record. Bases 5 to 1057 code for a protein of 350 amino acids.
UGACAUGACGAUGCUGUCUGUACUCGGUUUACUACUGAUGCUCGGACUGAGCCGAUGUACAGAUGAGGAGAAGAUCGAGAAAAAGACGGUCCUGGUUGGAGACGAUGUCAAACUGACGUGUCCUCGCAAGACCUCUGCUUUCGAUUCAGCAAAGUUGUUCUGGUUCAGGCAGGUUUCUGGAGACUUGCCUGAAUUUUUAGGUGGAACUCUCAGCUUUGACUAUGAUGAUGUUACCAAAACUCCUCACACCACCUUAAAACAAGAGCCUGGAACAUUUGUCCUGAUUAUCAAUCAAACCCAGCUCAGUGACACUGGACUUUACUUUUGUGUAAGACAAGAGGAACUUAAAGUGACCCUUUUAAAAGGAGUAUUUCUGAGAACUAAAGGACCAGAGUCUGAUAUCACCACCAUCAUUCAAGACCUUUCAGCUGAUCCGGACCAUCCAGACUUGAUGACUCUGCAGUGUUCAGUCUUCUCUGACUCUGAAACUAAAACCUGUCCAGGGAAUCACAGUGUGUUCUGGUUCAGUUCUGGAUCAGAUGAAGCUCAUCCCAGUGCCAUUUACACUCAUGGAAACAGACGUGAUGAGUGUGAGGAGAGGCCUGAGACUCAGUCUCCACAGAAAUGUGUCUACAACUUUUCUAAGACCGUCAGCUCUUCUGAUGCCGAGACUUAUUACUGUGCUGUGGCCACAUGUGGACAGAUGUUAUUUGGACAUGGAACAGAGAUCAACAUUGAAGGAGAGAACAUGGAGAUGAUCCAGACAGCUCUCCUGUUUGUGGUAGCAGGUGUUUUAGCCUUAAGUCUGAUUUUAAAUGCCAUCCUGACUUAUAAAAUCAAGACAAAAUCUUUUGUUUCUGGCAAUGCUGCUGAUGCUGUAAGAACAAAUGCUGCCACAGCCACUGCAGCUCAGCAAGGCCAGCAGGGAACUGAAGCCUCAUUGGUUUAUUGUGCACCGACCUUUUCCAAGAAGAGAAAUGGCAAAAGAGAGAGAAGAAAUGUGAAGGCAGCAGAGGAAGAGACUUUUUACUCUGGUAUCAGAGCUGCUAUGAGAUAGUAGCAAUAGAUUCAGUGAAUUUGGAAAUAAAACAAAAUAAAAUGGAUUUUAUUUGUGUAUCUUUUUGAUGACUGUAUUAAACUGGACAGGACUGCCUGUUGAGGAUGACGAUAUUUUGACCAUUUCAAAAAUGUUUCUUUUUAUUGUCUGACUACUUGACAGGGGUCUGCCUGCAGACUGUACAUUUCUGAUCCUCUCACCUAUGAAUGCUAUAUUUCUAUGUUUCUAAAGCAAGGAAAACAUUAGAAAUCAUAGCUAAAGCUAAUGUAGCUAUGUAGAUAACAUACCUAUACAGCUUACAUAGCUGCUUCAUGGGCCUAGCUUCAGCUACAUAGCUCUGUUAUCUCUAGCUAAGUGAGUUUUAAAGAUGUGAGCUUUAGCAAAUGUAGCUAAAGCUAACAAAGCUAUACAGACAACGUAGCUUACAUAGCUGCUUCGUGAGCUUAGCUUUAGCUCUGUACGCUAUAUAGCUUCAUAUGCAAUGUAGCUUACCCAGCUAACAGAGCUUUGUAAGCUACAUUAGCUUCGUUCAAGUGUUUUCAGGGAGUACAAGCCCUUUUCCUGUAAGCAGAAUGUUAACUUGGCUUUAUUGUUUUGCAGGUCAGGUUUUUGCCUUUUUAAAGUAAUCAAAACAUUUUAACGUGUUUUUUGAUCCUGAGAUAUACAGUUUCUCAGAAUACUGGUCUGUGAGAGUGGCUGUCAGAAGUCAACAGGCUGCU